UAGCUGCUUCUCCUCUUGCCCUGCCCCCAUCACAGGUACAUGUACUGGACAGAUUGGGGCGAGACGCCCCGGAUCGAGCGGGCGGGGAUGGACGGCAGCACCCGGAAGAUCAUUGUGGACUCAGACAUUUACUGGCCCAAUGGACUGACCAUUGACCUAGAGGAGCAGAAGCUCUACUGGGCCGAUGCCAAGCUCAGCUUCAUCCACCGUGCCAAUCUAGAUGGCUCGUUCCGGCAGAAGGUGGUGGAGGGCAGCCUGACACACCCCUUCGCCCUGACGCUCUCUGGGGACACUCUGUACUGGACGGACUGGCAGACCCGCUCCAUCCAUGCCUGCAACAAGCGCACUGGGGGGAAGAGGAAGGAGAUCCUGAGCGCCCUCUACUCACCCAUGGACAUUCAGGUGCUGAGCCAGGAGCGGCAGCCUUUCUUCCACACUCGCUGUGAGGAGGACAAUGGCGGCUGCUCCCACCUGUGCCUGCUGUCCCCAAGGGAGCCUUUCUACACAUGCGCCUGUCCCACGGGUGUGCAGCUGCAGGACAACGGCAGGACAUGUAAGGCAGGUGAGCCAGUAGGACGGGACGGGACGGGACGGGGCAGGUGGGGCGAGACCUGGCGGGAAUGGGCUGCGGCCAGUUGCCCCAGAAGGAACCUCGGCAAACCCGUUCAAAAUGAUCCACUUGGCGGGUGUGGCGAUUCAAAUCUGCGGUCCCAGCUACUCGGGAAUCUGAGUUGGGAGGAUUGCUUGAGCCCAGGAGGUCAAUCCUGUUUUAUUUUUUUUUGCCCCAGAUAUUUUCCCAGUUUUUCACUCUCCGCCUUGGUCCUCAGGCGCUUGGUGCUUCCUGGUACUGUGCUGCAGUGGGACAUGGCUCUUCCCCUCUGGGUCAGUGGCUGAGAGUCUUCCUUUCCA
This is a messenger RNA of Chlorocebus sabaeus (green monkey), 909 nucleotides long. The record is from RefSeq and is a predicted model, not a curated record. Lineage: Eukaryota; Metazoa; Chordata; Mammalia; Primates; Cercopithecidae.